This is a messenger RNA of Oncorhynchus keta (chum salmon), 4631 nucleotides long. RefSeq lists its product as uncharacterized. The transcript is spliced from 3 exons. Gene Ontology annotation, cellular component: plasma membrane. Bases 796 to 2361 code for a protein of 521 amino acids. The record is from RefSeq and is a predicted model, not a curated record. NCBI's taxonomy places the organism in Eukaryota, Metazoa, Chordata, Actinopteri, Salmoniformes, Salmonidae. Gene Ontology annotation, biological process: neuron projection development.
GCGUAGGCGUGUUUGCAGGGCCAGAAUACAAGGAACUGAGCUCUAAAAAGCACCUGUGAAUGAACAAUAGUGCACUUUGGAACUGCUGAUACGCUCUACACUGAAUCCACAGUUUUCGCAGGAUCAGGCGUGAGCAACCACAGUCAGAGAGGGGUGUUGUGGCUAAUGCAGAGGUCGCUAAAACAACAAGAGAACGAAGAAACCAGAGAGGAGCAUUGGAGCACCAUAGAUCUGAAGGUGGAUGGAGUGGCAAUGAAGCUGUCUGCCUGACUGAGCAUCUCCUCAUUAUCAUUCCCCCUCCCCUCUCUACAUCCAUUUCCCUAGUCCUAUCUGCCAUCCCCUUCUCCACCACAUACAGAGCCAAACAACUACCACCACCGAUCACUAACACCAUCGCACACACAUAUAGAGACACACACACACACACACAAACACACACUACCCCUCUCUCCUGGGAUACGAUUUGAAGAUUUACAAGUGCAGCCUCUCAUUUGUAAUCAGAUGAAAGAGAGUAUUAUCUCAAGGUUUGCCCAAUCUUGUUCCCGGCCAGGAUCGAGGGACGGAGUAGGAAGAGGAGGAAGAGACUGGAGAGGAGGGAGGGCUCUGUGGAUGGUGCGUGGCGAGAGGAGGUCACCUGUAGAGAACCACUUUCCUUUCCUUUCAAACAACCUGGACUAACAGAGGUUUAUCCUGGGAUCCUGGGGGAUAACUUGACUCUGACACAAAGAAAGAGAGAGAGAGUAAAUAAAGAAGAGGAACAUAAGGAUCUUAUAUUUUUUCUAAAAGGGCUUUCCCAUGGCAGAGAGUGGGCAUCCCGUGUCAGCACUAUACCCACCAGGGGGCAGUGUGUCCCCUGACUCUGCCCUCUGCACCGACCCCCUCCUGCCUCUCUCUAAGAGCUCCACAGAUGGGCUGACAGGUCCUCAGGAAGAACUCAGGAAGGGCUCCAGUGAGCAUACGGCUCCAUGCUCCCAAAGAGACAAAGAAACGGGCAGACAGGGGCCUUCUCAGGUCGUCCAGCACAACAUCCAACCGGACACAUCUCUCCGCGUGGACCUCAGGAAUGCUGUCCGCCCUCACACAGCCCAUCACCACGAGGAGGGCGUCACCAAUCAUGGUCACCAAGCCUUCGGAGAGAGCCAGGCGCCCCACCCCUUAUCAUCAUCACAGAGAGACCUGGGAGGACUGGAUCUAUCCAGGCUGAAUGUCCAGAGGAGUCACUCAGAUCCCCUCCACAUGCUCAGGGAGGUCCCUGCCCCUCCACCUCACAGUGAAACCAGCUGCCCUUCGUGCCCAGGGAGAGACUACCUUUCCCAGGAUGCCUCUCGUAAGGCUUUCUCCACCUUAGCCUGCAAGCAGCCCUUGCAGCUCCAGCACUGCAAUACAACCACAACCAACCCCACUGCCUGCAGAUGGGGAAACGGCGGGGGAGGCAGACCCACACAGCAGCCUCAGGCUGGGUGUGUCAGGCUUGGUGCCCCUAGCCCCUCUAACACAGCCGCUAAGGUCGGCGGUGAGGCCCAACGCCUACAAUCAAGUGAGGAGGCCAUCUGCUAUUGCACUUUCGUCCACCCCCACGGGUCGUUGAAGGACACUUUUGCGGCCUACUGCCACCCCCAAACCAUUCCCACCCCUGCCCAGCUGCUGCCACACCUUCCGGGCACAGAAGCUGAGUUCAGGGACCAGAGGGUGCUCCCGCCUCACCUGGCGCCUACCCUCCUCUCCCUCCCUCGCCUCAUGUCCUCCGUCAGCGAGACAGGGCUGGAUGCCAAGCGCCUGCUGCAAUGCUGCAACCUCAAUUGUAACCUCAACUGCUCCUGGGCCAAAACUCUACACCCUAGUGGAGCCCUGCAGCAGGACAUUCAGAAAUAUAGCUGUAUGAGCAGCAACAAUGGAGCCACCAGGGACACAGGGACCAUGAUGUCCCCCAGGGAGCUCAGGGACGUGGGGGUGCAGACGGUCCAGGUCCACGAGACGUGUCGGGCCCACGUGUUCCCUCAGGUCUGCCUGGUAGAGGAGAACGGGAAUGAGAACGGGAACGGGAACAAGAAUGAGAACGGGAAUGAGACAGACACGUCCCAGAAGCCCCCAGUGAAGGAGGUGAAGUGGGAUGCGGAAGGGAUGACAUGGGAGGUGUACGGGGCUUCUGUGGAUCCUGAGGAGCUAGGUCUGGCCAUCCAAAAGCACCUGGAGCUGCAGAUCAAGGAGACUGCUGGCCUCGCUGCCAAGCUGUCCCGCCAGGAUCCAGCUACAUCCAGGAAGAGCAUUGGUGGUGCCGUUGGCUGGAGGAAGAGGAGCGGGGUGUUGGGCUAUAUCAGAACCCCAGCCUGCUGCGCACGCUCCAGCACGGCCGUGGACUGAGAGGGGAAACCUGAAAACUGGGUUCCAUGGUCAAGAUGGCAGUUGCUUUAUUACACAUCAAAUGUGACUCCAAUUCACCAGAGGUAGUGUCUGGAUUAGGUCUGGAUUAAGAGAAUCUGUGUGGCUGUCAGAAUCAUGGCAAGUGUACAAGAACCUACCAUCAUAUUGCUGAAAGAGGUGAAUGGAAAGACAGUGAAAGGUUCCAUUUGGAUGGAUUUGAUUGGUGACGGUACCUUGGGGGGGGUAACUCGAUCUGAACAAGGGGUUUCUGUAAAUGAACAUGCAUAAAGGUAUAAACAACACAGUGUAGGAAAAGAAAGCUCCAAUACAUGACAGACUUCGAAUCACUAUGGCUAGAAAUAUGUGUCUAUCUUCCUCUCAUUUCUGAUGCUAUGAUUUAGUCAAAUUCUGUGUGAAUGUUUGAAACAUACCGUAUGCUGUAUAGGAUUUAGAACAUGGUAGAGACCACAGAAAUGUAUACAUUUUCACAAUCACUUCUACCGCUCCGUAUUCACAUAGAAAAUAUAUAGAGAAUAUAUAUUUAAUAUAUAUAUAUAUAGAAAACAAUGCUGAAUUGACAGUACGUCAUUAGACUAGCAUAGAGCAAGACUUAAACUGAGCUCCGAUGAUUCAUGCAUCAUCACAUCAUACAAUAUAUUAAUGCACAUAACAAAAGGUGAAAUGGCGUGUUUGUGAAUACAUUUUUCAUUCCAUUUUUCAACUUCUCUUAUAUAAACAGUUAUUGCGUUUGACCCUUUAAUGCCAGGUAGACAAACUCAUUCCAUGGAGGACGUAGUGUCUGCUGGUUGUUGAUUUUCCCUGUUAAUUAAGACCUAGACAACAAGGUGCGGGAAGUUCCUCAUAAUCAGUGGCCUUAAUAAAACAAUGAAGUACAAGAGAGGAAGCAAGAACCCGCAGACACUCAGCCCUCCGCGGAAUGAGUUUGACACGUGCUUUCAUGUAUAUGUUCUGUGUGAUGAUUGUCUUGUGGACUCAAAACCACAGCCAAAUAAUUAUUUUAGUCAUAUAUCUAACCAGAAGGUUAAAAGUGAACUGUUAACCAGUAAACAGUCAUGUUGUUUAUCAAAUAACAAUCACUGAAAAGACCCACACCUCUACUCUGAGUCUGAAUUAUAUCACUACUGUAACAGUAUCUUGUCAAUUUACUGUGCCAUAGCAAUGUACUGCAUUGGUAUUGUAAAAUGGAUGAGUUACAACUAGCUGGUUAGAUUGAUACACCUGUCAAGUAUGUAAUUUACAACAUAUUGCAUUCGCGAGAGAUUUUGACCAAUCACAACAGGUGCUGUAACCUGAUUUAAAGUUGAUUUUUACUGUGGCUACAAUGCAGGAAGAAUUGUUUAAUCAUGAUAUCAGGUGUAUAAUGUUGAAGAAAGCUAUUGAUGUUUAUUAAAUAAUGACCAAGCUUGGCAUUAAAGGGCUCUUUAGUUUUUUUACAGUAUAAUUUGAAUACAAUUUUUUCAUCCUACUUUAGUAAUAAUCACAAAGUUGCCAUUUCAGGUCACACACCUGCAGUUAGCACAGGUUGUUCAGUAUUGUUGGGUUUCUAUUGGAGGCCGUGAGACCAGAUGACAGGUUAAAUAGGAGUCCUUAUCAGUAGAAUAUUACUGCUGUUAUCAAGUCUUUAAAACACCCACCUGUAUUGAUGGUUAUCUGUAUUGAUUGUUAUGUCCAAUGUAAGUCGAUUUGUAACUUGGCAAACCCAGUAAUAACACAAAUGAAGGGUCAAUAUACAGUAUGUCUCAGAUAAUGUGUUCUAGGCUACUGUUGAUAUCAGCAAUAAAGUAUCUUAGAUGAAGUUGUGAUGGUGACGUCUAGGAAACUGUGUUUCCCCCCUCUGUAUUAUGGAGCCUAAACGGACCUCUGGUGACACUAAUGUCAGAGUGUAACACUAAUGCAGUCACUACAAAUAAAAAACAUGUUUUUUCUUGCUGUAUCAGAAUCAAUGUCACUGGAGUGGCAAAAUUCACAAAAUGACAAAUAUUUUUAGACUACGGAAGGUUCAAUCUGCAAUUGAGAGCUUGGUAAAUGUAACCAUUGACCAUGCAUGAUAUCAAAAUUAUAGUUUUAACCAUGUUUUGAGGCUAUACAGUGCUCAUUUAGAAUCAAGGAAGUAAAACAAGCUUAUAUAUUGGGUUCUGAUGGCGCACAACAGUUGAACUAAGCUCAUGAGACAUUUAUACGUUAUUUUCCUUAAGAAUCAAUGGUUGUAUAUCAGUAAUAAAAAAUACAAUUAAAAAAUAAGUACCAAC